AUUAAAUUGGAUAACCAAAAACAAACGUGAACCCAAUUGACGAUUCAUUGAUUUUUACUUAAGUAAUAAUAAAAGCAUCAUCUAAUAAAGCUGAAAUUAGAGCACCACCUAUAUUAAUAACCUAGUUUCUAACGAAAAAGAAAAUAACAUGCUGCAGAUAUGCAACAAUGGGCACUGAAAAGUUAAAUCAUUACUAAGCAACUAAGUAAAACAAGAAAUACGAGUAUUUACAUUCCUGUUCUGCAACCAAACAUAAUGGCAGAAAUUCACAUGUUCAACGAAUGCAUAUUUUUGGUUGGCAUUCUGAAUACCGCAUUCAUUCAAUAAUUAACAUUCAUUAGUGGCCGCAUAAUGGAUAAACCGACCAGAAUACAGAAAUUGAAAAAUGAACUACAAAUAUGGCUUAGAGGAGACCCUGUUCCAGGUUUUGUUGCUAGACCAGCCCAAAAUGAAGAUGGAAGUAUAAAUUUUCUUGAAUGGGAAUGUGUGAUCCCCGGUAAAGUGAACACUUUUUGGGAAGGUGGUGUUUAUCGGUUAAGGCUCAUUUUUGACGAGGAAUAUCCGAUAAAACCACCUAAAUGCUUAUUUAACCCUGUUUUAUUCCAUCCUAAUAUUUUGGAUUGCGGUCUUGCCAUUUUACCACCUAUUAUUUUCAAUUGGAAACCAGAGAAUACAAUUAAGACAAUACUGUUUUCGUUCCAAGAAUUUUUGGAUAGACCAACUUAUACUGAUGAUUGCUGUGUGAAUAUGGAUGCAUUUAAACUUUAUGAGCAGAACAGAACACAGUACGAUAAAUUAAUUCAAGAGCAAGCUCUACGUACUUAUUUACGUUCUUUACCACUUUAUGGUGAAUAUUAUCAACAUUAAACAAUAAUUUUAUAAUUGAUUGUGAAUUAUUUUUCCGUUUUUAUUAUUUGGCUUCUUAGUUAUACAAAUUAAUACAAGAGCAAGCUCUACUUACUAAUUUACGUUCUUUACCACUUUAUGGUAAAUAUUAUCGUCA
Messenger RNA from Sipha flava (yellow sugarcane aphid), 1003 nucleotides. Its product is annotated as SUMO-conjugating enzyme UBC9-B-like. Gene Ontology annotation, molecular function: SUMO conjugating enzyme activity. The coding region runs from base 352 to 867 and encodes 171 amino acids. The record is from RefSeq and is a predicted model, not a curated record. NCBI's taxonomy places the organism in Eukaryota, Metazoa, Arthropoda, Insecta, Hemiptera, Aphididae. The transcript is spliced from 7 exons. Gene Ontology annotation, biological process: protein sumoylation. Gene Ontology annotation, cellular component: nucleus.